This is a messenger RNA of Varroa destructor (honeybee mite), 3050 nucleotides long. RefSeq names its product cyclin-dependent kinase-like 4. The record is from RefSeq and is a predicted model, not a curated record. Gene Ontology annotation, cellular component: nucleus. Lineage: Eukaryota; Metazoa; Arthropoda; Arachnida; Mesostigmata; Varroidae. Gene Ontology annotation, molecular function: ATP binding; protein serine/threonine kinase activity. Gene Ontology annotation, biological process: protein phosphorylation.
GGUUACAAUUCAAUUGUUGUUAUCGGCUCGUAAAUUGUCUCAUGAAGGAAACGUAGAAAUGGCUUCGUCUUCAGUGUCAAGCUCGUUUCACUAGCUCCGGGUAUCCUCUUCGCGCGUUAUUAAUUUUUAACAUCCCUAUUGGCUCAAGAAGUAAAUUUCUGGAGCAACACUUAAAGAAAAAGGCAAACAUCCUCGUAUAAUAUCAGCAUGGAUGGUUUGUACUCGUUGAUGGUGUUGGAUGAGUUUCGCUUUACCUUCGGGCAUUGAUUCGCGUCCCGUCUCCGAGGCAACGAGGACAACACAGGAUCAGAGGACCGCCGGCCUUAACCGAUAGCAGAGAGCGAGACAGCCCUGUGGUGAGCAGCAGCACAACCAACUCUGGCCAAGUGGCAGCGGAUGGCGACGGGGUGCCGGAGUGGAUGGAAUGCUGCCAGCUGUACGUCGUUUAUUGCCGCCGCCUCCUCAGUUGAUUAACGACAAUGACCACACUUUAUUAACGAUUGUUUGGAAUUAACGUGUCUAGGACAACCGAUGAGCAGCUCAUAGGCUACAAAAACAAGAGAUCAAAAAGAUCGGCCCCGAUCUGGAAGGGCCUUCGUACCGUGUGUCUCUUUGCGGUCGCACGAAGGUGCGCUGACCGAGACGACGUUGCGAUGGAGAAAUAUGAAAAGAUUUCUAAGAUUGGCGAAGGGUCGUAUGGGGUCGUUUUUAAAUGUCGGAACAGAGACACAGGCCAGACGGUGGCGAUAAAGAAGUAUGUUGAAACCGAGGAUGACAUACUUAUUAAGAAGAUUGCCCUCAGAGAAAUUCGCAUGCUCAAGCUUCUAAAGCAUCCCAACCUCGUCAAUCUACUAGAAGUAUUUCGACGGAAACGGAAACUACAUCUCGUGUUCGAGUUCUGCGAUGCUACUGUUCUAGACAUCCUUGAAAAACACCCCAAAGGCGUCCCAGAGCAACUAACGAAACGGAUAACGUGGCAAAUGAUUCAGGCUGUCAAUUUCUGCCAUUCACACAAUGCAAUCCAUCGGGAUGUAAAGCCAGAAAAUAUUCUCUUGACGAAAGAAGGUGUAGUUAAGCUUUGCGACUUCGGCUUUGCACGUACGCUUAGUCCAGGGGAGAACUACACCGAUUACGUAGCCACUCGGUGGUACCGGGCCCCGGAAUUGCUUGUUGGAGACACGCAGUACGGUCCAAGCGUCGACGUUUGGGCUAUUGGUUGCGUUGCCGCUGAGCUCAUGCGCGGAGAGGCUUUAUGGCCCGGGAAAUCUGAUGUAGAUCAACUGUACCUGAUCAGGAAAACGGUCGGAGAGCUAAUCCCGCGACAUUUGCAGAUAUUCAAAAGCAAUGACUUCUUUGCUGGGGUUACCAUACCAGAACCUGAUCACAUGGAACCUUUAGAAGACAUGAUUCCGAAGAACAACGAUAAAUAUGCCAUUGAUUUCCUCAAGAAAUGUCUGGAUAAAGAUCCAUCUCGUAGAUCAAGCUGCGAGCAGCUGCUGCGUCAUUUCUACUUCAAUGGAAGUCACGAUGAGGAUCGAAAAGAUAGCUCAAGUAGAGCAAGCUCAAAAUCGACACAUCAACAUCAAUACACAUAUAGUUCAUCGGGAGGGACAGGAAAUACGAACUCAACGACGACUGUGUUCCCUAAUCUUGGAACCCCGCUGAGUGGCGGUGGCCAAUCGACCGGGGGCAGCGGAGGAGGCGGUUUAUUGAUGCCGGAGGCAAAGGCGUCGCAAUUGUAUUCAAGAACCAGAAUGCAAUCCGAUCACCUGCCACAUAUCUGACGGUACGAUCCAGAUGCGUCAGCAUCUUCCUUCACUUCGAACAAAGCUUCCCUUCAAGCCCAGCAGUCGAAUAGCUCUGCUUGGUUUUGGAAGUAAACGCUGUAACAGUUACUAGUUAUCAGUUUCGGCUCUGCAGUUGGUUAGGUGUGGUAUGCCAUCACUGUUCCAGCUUCUGCAAAAAUCCCUAGGGGCCCCCAGAAACAAACAACAAUGAGUCAUUUAGGCUAAACCGGAACGGGUGCAAAAUGGUUAUGUGAACUUUCAUGUGAGAGUGGUACAUUGCGUAGUUUCGUAUGUUAUAAUAAAAAGCUAUGCGCAGACCUUGUGGGUAUGCAGAAAAUAAAUAGGUAAUAAUAUAGAACAGGAAUGUUAAGCGUGGCAUUGGAAAUCACCGCAAAAUAAUAAAACUCAAAAGUAGAAAAACAAGAGGCUACAAACCUCGAUAGAUCGCUGUACAAUGCUUGUAUCAAGAAGGAGGCCACGAAUGAGGGAAAUCAUAUCAUAUAGAACCUGUUAUACAUGACAACACCACGAAGCGAGGUUUCUAUGGGCAAACUCGCUAUGAGUAAAAUAUCAAUUGAGAGCCAGCCAGCUAGAGUGCUAUAUUCUCUUCACUUCUCAAAUCUUAUAUUUUCCCAACCCUUAAUAAACGACCGUAACAAAAUACGAUUCUCUGCAACAACCUGUGACAGUAUCUGCUAACUGUUCUUCCAUUAUCUUCCAUGAUGCUAUUUCUAAUAAAGAUAAAUUUGUUUUGAUCAUAUCGUACGUUGAACCGUUCUAUUUUUGUGAACAAACAUGCGUUUUUUUAAAGGUGGUUACCGUAUCGCGUUCCUGACAUGCAAUGCUUGCUGUUAGCUUUAGCUACGCAAGACUACACAUUGACUGCACAAAAAAUGUAAAAUGUCUGUCUUUUAGUAAAUGGCUUCAACGGUUUCAUAACUGUUUUGAAACUGAUAAAUUCUGUCAAAUUAUUUAUAUCCUUUAGUUUGGCAAAUCAAACGUAGUGUUCUGUUUCUAUCACGGAUGCUCAACAACAAUAUUUAAAUAACGCCUAUUGUUUUAAACAGACAAAAAUCAUUACCUUGCAAUAAACUUGUGUUUUAAUAGAACCUCAUUUUAAAGUUUUUUUUUUAAGCAUUUUAAAGCUUCUGAUUUCUAUGUUCUAUAUUAAGGGCUUUUUAUCUGUACCUCCAUGGUGGAACCUACAAAUAAGAGUCAAACGCGUUUACGUACGUAACGUCGUGAAUACAGAACGGCAUCCUG